This is a messenger RNA of Odocoileus virginianus texanus, 3303 nucleotides long. The record is from RefSeq and is a predicted model, not a curated record. NCBI's taxonomy places the organism in Eukaryota, Metazoa, Chordata, Mammalia, Artiodactyla, Cervidae.
GAUGCUACCACAUUCCAUGUAACUGUCCGAGAUGAUAAUAGCAUCGCUGUCUCUUUAGAAGCUUCAGAUGUCAUGAGUCCAUCAUCUGUGUAUGUUGUGAAGAUAACUGGUGAAUCAAAAAAUUACUUCUUCGAAUUUGAGGAAUUCAACAGUACUUUGCCUCCUCCCGUUAUCUUUAAGGCCAAUUAUCAUGGUCUAUAUUAUAUAAUCACUCUGGUAGUGGUAAAUGGAAAUGUGGUUACCAAGCCGUCCAGAUCAAUCACUGUGUUAACAAAACCUCUUCCUGUAACCAGUGUUUCAAUAUAUGACUAUAAACCUUCUCCUGAAACAGGAGUCCUCUUUGAAAUUCAUUAUCCAGAAAAAUAUAACGUUUUCACAAGAGUAAACAUAAGCUACUGGGAAGGUAAAGACUUCCGGACAAUGCUAUAUAAAGAUUUUUUUAAGGGAAAAACAGUGUUUAAUCACUGGCUGCCAGGAAUAUGCUAUAGUAAUAUCACCUUUCAGCUGGUAUCCGAGGCAACUUUUAAUAAAAGCACUCUCGUGGAGUACAGCGGUGUCAGUCAUGAGCCCAAACAGCAUAGAACUGCCCCUUAUCCACCUCGGAAUAUCUCAGUUCGUAUAGUGAACUUGAACAAAAACAACUGGGAAGAAGAGAGUGGCAGUUUCCCAGAGGAAUCGUUCAUAAGAUCACAAGAUACAAUGGGAAAGGACAGAGUCUUCCAUUUUACAGAGGACACUCCUGAAAUUCCCUCUGGCAACAUUUCCUCUGGUUGGCCUGACUUUAACAGCAGUGAUUUCAAAACAACAUCCCAGCCAUAUUGGUGGGACAGCGCAUCUGCGACUCCUGAAAGUGAAGAUGAAUUUGUCAGUGUGCUUCCCACAGAAUACGAAAAUAACAAUACACUCAGUGAGACGGAGAAAUCGGCAUCCAGCUCCUUCUCUUCUUUCCCUGUACAAAUGAUAUUGAGUUGGUUACCACCAAAACCACCCACUGCCUUUGAUGGGUUCCAUAUCCACAUAGAAAGAGAAGAAAACUUUACUGAAUAUUUGACAGUGGAUGAAGAAGCACAUGAAUUUGUUGCAGAACUGAAGGAGCCCGGGAAAUAUAAGUUAUCUGUGACAACCUUUAGUUCCUCAGGAUCUUGUGAAACUCGAAAGAGUCAGUCAGCAAAAUCACUCAGUUUUUAUAUCAGUCCUUCAGGAGAAUGGAUUGAGGAACUCACGGAGAAGCCCCAGCACGUGAGUGUCCACGUCCUGAGCGCAACCACCGCCUUGAUGUCCUGGGCGUCUCCCCAGGAGAACUACAAUGGCACCAUUGUGUCCGUGGUGUCGCUCACCUGCCAGAAACAGAAGGAGAGCCAGAGGCUGGAAAAGCAGUACUGCACCCAGGUGAACUCAAGCAAAUCUAUUAUUGAAAAUCUCGUUCCUGGUGCCCAAUACCAGGUUGUGAUGUACCUAAGAAAAGGCCCUUUGAUUGGACCACCUUCAGAUCCUGUGACAUUUGCUAUUGUUCCAACUGGAAUAAAAGACUUGAUGCUCUAUCCCUUGGGUCCUACAGCAGUGGUUUUGAGCUGGACCAGACCUUACUUAGGAGUGUUCAGAAAAUAUGUGGUCGAAAUGUUUUAUUUCAACCCUACAACAAUGACAUCAGAAUGGACAACCUACUAUGAAAUAGCCGCAACUGUCUCCUUAACUGCCUCAGUGAGGAUAGCAAAUCUGUUGCCAGCAUGGUACUACAACUUUCGCGUUACCAUGGUAACAUGGGGAGACCCGGAACUCAGCUGCUGUGACAGCUCCACUAUAAGCUUCAUAACAGCACCAGUUGCUCCAGAAAUCACGUCUGUGGAAUAUUUCAACAGUCUGCUCUACAUCAGUUGGACCUACGGGGAUGACACCACAGACCUCUCCCAUUCUAGGAUGCUCCACUGGAUGGUUGUUGCAGAAGGAAAGAAGAAAAUUAAAAAGAGUGUAACGCGCAAUGUCAUGACUGCAGUUCUCAGCCUGCCCCCUGGAGAUAUCUACAAUCUCUCGGUAACUGCUUGCACAGAGAGAGGAAGUAACACCUCCAUGCUCCGUCUUGUCAAACUAGAACCAGCUCCUCCAAAGUCCCUCUUUGCAGUGAAUAAAACCCAGACCUCGGUGACUUUGCUGUGGGUGGAAGAGGGAGUAGCUGAUUUCUUCGAAGUCUUCUGCCAGCAAGUUGGCUCCAGUCAGGAAGCAAAACUCCAGGAACCAAUUUCUGUUUCCGCUCAUGUCGUGACCAUCUCCAGCCUCCUUCCUGCCACUGCCUACAACUGCAGUGUCACCAGCUUUAGCCAUGACAGGCCCAGUGUCCCUACAUUCAUAGCAAUCUCCACAAUGGUUACAGAGAUGAAUCCCAACGUGGUGGUCAUCUCCGUGCUGGCCAUCCUCAGCACACUGUUAAUUGGACUGCUGCUUGUCACUCUUAUCAUUCUUAGGAGAAAGCAUCUGCAGAUGGCAAGGGAGUGUGGAGCAGGAACUUUCGUCAAUUUUGCAUCCUUGGAGCGGGAUGGGAAGCUCCCAUACAACUGGCGUAGGAGUAUAUUUGCUUUCUUAACCCUGCUACCCUCAUGUCUUUGGACUGAUUAUCUUUUGGCAUUUUAUAUUAAUCCUUGGAGUAAAAAUGGCUUAAAGAAGAGGAAACUGACUAAGCCACGGUACCAGUCUGGUGCCAGAGGAGAGGACUGGACUGCGGAGUCAGCCAGCCAGAUCCGAGCUCUGGCUCUGCAGCCAGCGGCCUGGAGCAGGACCCAGGGGCAGGGGCGGGUCCCCGCCGGUGCCCUGCCCAGCGGGCUGGCUCCGGCCUCGGCCCUAAACCGCGGCCGCGGGGCCAAUCCGGCCUCUGGGGCGCACCCGGGCCGCCUUUCCGGGCCCGCGUGGCAGCGCUCCGCCGCGUCCCCGAGUCCCGGGAGUCGGCGCGGCGCGGUGAGUGCUUGCGUGGCGGGCCCGGCGCUGGUCGGGGCGGCCUUUGUCUGCGGCCGAGCCCGGCCCCCGGCCGCCGGGAGCGGGCCUGCUGCAGGACUGCUGGGGAGGGCGGUGAGCCCCCUCCCUCGCAGGGCGCCCCCGCCCCAGCCCUCUCCCCCUGCCGGGGCUGGCCGCGGCGCCGGGAGCACGUUGGACCCCAGAUCUGGGGCCCGGAGGCGGCUGGGGCUGCCAGAAUCCAAUCCCGCCCCCAGCCCUGCCUCCCCUUCCCCUGGCCGGCGGGGCCUGAGCACUGUGGGACCUGCCCUCACCCGGGAAUCCGUUCGAGGGGGAGGCUGGGCGGGUGGCCGCCCAGGGUGA